Molecule: messenger RNA, 285 nt
Organism: Perkinsus marinus ATCC 50983
Lineage: Eukaryota; Perkinsozoa; Perkinsida; Perkinsidae
Exons: 1
Coding region: 1-285 (94 amino acids)
Source: RefSeq, a predicted model, not a curated record
AUGCUUUGGAGACUCCAAUGCAACCAAUGGCUACCUGUUGCCGAGAAGACUAUUUCUAAUAUCGAGGCUUCGGGCAACGAUAUGUUCGUGUUUGGCAUCAGCGAGGGUGACGUUGGUGUUUUUUACCCGAAGAAUAACAAUGCUUAUCGCAUAAUAGCUCAGGCGGAUCCUUCCAAGGAGUAUACUGGUGUCACCUUUGAUCAACACUCGAAUAUUCUAUAUGUUACCGAGAAGGCUACUGGGCAGAUUGCUCGGUUCACAGGUCACUACUACGGUUUCAACUAG